This is a messenger RNA of Symbiodinium sp. CCMP2592, 603 nucleotides long. NCBI's taxonomy places the organism in Eukaryota, Dinophyceae, Suessiales, Symbiodiniaceae. The record is from the annotation of a GenBank genome assembly.
AUGCCAUCGGCUUUGGCGCAAGAGCUGUUUGUGGCCAGGACUCUGAAGGAGGCUGAGGAUGCAUUCCUGCUGAUUUGCCUUGAGCCCGAGAAGUCCACUGCCAUCAGCAUCCGCCGCAUUUUCCACAAGGUCGAUGUCCCUGCAUCCAGGCGUGCAUUUCUCAGGGAGAAGGCCCUGAAGUACCACAAGGCUUUCGAGCAUAAGCAGUAUGCUUGGAAUCCGGAAGAGCGCGAGUUUCUGAUUGACAGCUUCGCCAGUGGUUGCUGUGAUGCUUCUGUGGAGACGUCACCUGUGGACCGAUGGCCGGCAGUGCGCCAGCUCCUGAAAAAACGAAAGCAAGCUGACUCAGCGCAGGAGUUAGGAGAGCUGAAACGGCAGCGUGAGCAGCUGGAGCUGUCCUUGAUCAAGGACCAGCAGAUGGCGUCUGAUCAGGAAACAGUUCUGAAAGAGAUCUCCACCACCCUCCUGAAAGAAGCUUAUCACGUCUCCAAAGAGAAGGCUCAAGAUCUACUGAGCAAGGCCGUGGCUACCGUCACGGACUCGCAGGAGAGACUGAGCCAUGCUGUCAAAGGGGAGGUGGGACUGCCAUGCCUGUUGUGCUGA